AAACCUCUUCCUCAACCAUUGCUAACUUUCCGUCAAUUGAUGCCAAGCCUCCAUUCCUCAGAGAUUACCAAUUAGCGGAUGUCAAAUUCCUUAGCCAAUUGAAGAGUGUAGCGAUUUUUAGUGAAAUGCGAACCGGCAAGACCCCAAUUGCCUUAAUGACUUUUCAACAAUGGUCAGUCAACAACUUAUUAAUUAUUACCCCUAGCGUUUUACAACAACAAUGGCAAAAAUCAGUGGAAAAAUGA
Molecule: messenger RNA, 245 nt
Organism: Ambispora leptoticha
Lineage: Eukaryota; Fungi; Glomeromycota; Glomeromycetes; Archaeosporales; Ambisporaceae
Source: the annotation of a GenBank genome assembly